CUUGAUUGAAUUUCUUUUAUCUUUUUGAUACCUAUAGCGACAGUUCUGAUAUGGAGUAGACGCAAUGCAGACAUCCUUGCUUACAACAUCUCACUUGGUUCAAAUAAGACGGACCUGGGGCUAUUGUCCAUGCAGGGGCGCGCACAGGAGUUACCCUCAUUCCAAUCGCAUUCACAAUAUGUCAACACCAGCUCGCUCCGAGAUCCACUUAAACGUAAUAACAUUAGAGAGAGAGCAGAUGGGGCGAUGGAACAUGCUGUUAAGCCUCCACUGUUAGGACUUGCUAUCAUUCCAGAUCAUGUUUUCGACGAUAGCGAGUUUGAUGAAGAUAACGAUAAUGAUGUUUCAGACUCGAUACAGAAAAGCAUUUCGAAAUUCUCUUUGGUACAAUAUGCGCUGACGGGUGCUGUGUAUUCUCAGGAUUUUGAAAUACGGACCAAGGAGGAUAUAGAGGCAGAAAACAACGCUGUAUUGAGAGAUUCAAUUCUUGAAAACUUUGACACUGAUGUACAUCGGAGAGUAGAUGCAACCUCGGGGAAUGAACUUUCAACUGGAAUCGCAUUUGACCUGAUGACUAAGGUGUCUGAGGUGGACAAAGAGAAGGAGAAUGAAGGGAGUAAAGAAAUACCUACUAAUGAAGAUGUGAUAAUCGACAGAAUGAUUGCAACUGCAGAGGCGCACGUAGCACCUUGGAGAAAGGGUGUUAAGGAGGCUCAAGAUUUAGCAGAUAAAGUGCAGUUAACUAAAGGCGAUGUCCAUGCACACGUGGAUAUGGAUUUACGCUCGUUUUUCUCUAAACUCCAGGAGCACGCCUCGGUCGAUUGGGACGCUUCAACAAAUACAGACUCCGUUAAUAUUGACAAGAAGAUUACCAGUGCCAUGGAGAUAAUCAACAACAGUACCACUCCCAAGGAUAUCUAUGCUUUAUUGGAAGAGAUCGAAUGUAUCAAUUUGCCUACCUUUGAGCGGGACGUGAUUGCACAAGGAGUUAUGCAAAACAUUAAUAUGGAUCCUUAUGAGGCAACGGCCGGAGGAGAGAUCAUUCAUCGUCAAGUCAGGAAGAUAUGGCCUAUUUUCGGCCGAAAAGUAGAUACCUUACUACGAGAUUCGGAAUCCAACGCAGAUGCGAUUGCAACGCUCCUUAAAGAAAUGUACCCCUUCCCUGAAAGUGUCUCGUUGGAACUGUAUCAAGACGAAGAAUCAAGGGAAGAGAGUACCCUCUCGAGCCGGUUGGCGAACAUGAACAUUCCGCCUACUAAUACUACUAACAACGAACAUACUGUACACAGAAUAGUGGGUGGUAAUGGAGAUGAUGCUGUACAGUAUGCUGAAUGGCCUUCAUUGGAAUCGCGACAGACUCGAAGUAGGACAAUAAAGAGGUUGGCUCAAGAUUUGACCCUGUGUUCAACAGUGGUCAUUCGAACAGUGGAACCAGAGAUAACGAGUGGUCAGAAAACAGCAACAACAGAGCUUCCAACGUUUCAAUAUCUCUUUCAAGAUACAACGUCACAGCCGGAGCAAUCCAAAGGACCAUCAGCUGUCACUCUCUCAUCUAAAUGUAGAUCUGUACUAAAUGAGUGGAUACUAGGGGAGAAUCCGGCCAAGUACGUUUAUAAAUUACCAGAAGAGUUUGCUGAUAGUAGGGCAGCAGGAGAUGAUGACGAUGGUGAAGCCAUGAACUCGGAUGAGGCUAGAGAACAUGAAGAACGACUGUUGAAGAUGCGUCGGAAACGAGAGAAACGUGCUCAGAAAAUCAAAUCGGCUCGGAUGAAUGACCUUUCUUAUAAUGUCAAUGCAUUGGGCUCUUCCUCGAUGCCUAUGAUCGGGACGGGUAUCAUUACAAAUCCCUUUAGUGCUAGUUAUUCGCAUGUGGAGGCGGAUGAAGAUGGUGUGUUUUCGUUACCAACAGUGGUCUCGGCUUCUCAAUUAUCACAGUCGAAGAUGAGAUCACAGCAGCAGCAGAAACAACUAAGCUCUAUGAAGGCUAAACCGUUAAAGGGAUCCGUUUCAGCAACAGCACCGUCCACAACCUCAGCGGAAGGAGACUCAUUAUCUCUCGACGUAUUUGAGACCCCGAGCCGCGUGGAUCGCCUCGCGGCGAAAAGCAAGAUCAAGGCCAAGAGUCAAUCACAGAGUCUUUCACAAGAGAGGAACGGACACUUGUGGGGUAACGAGGAUAGCACAUUAACUCAGGAUGGACUGAGCUUUGGCUCUAGCCAAUCCAUGUCUAUGUCACAGCCUGCACUCAGCCUUCCUGUGGAGAAAGGUGGAAGUUUUGAGUCGCUGGAGACAACAGAUCGAUCUGCAAUCUGGGGGGCAAGCCAACCCAUUAUGGGUACAUCUUCAGGAAUCAAGAAGACGAAGCCCAAGGAUAAGGCGAUGAACAAGUCGAAAGAAGGAGAGAAACUCAAGCCUAAGAAGGCUCGCAUGGGUGGAUUUUAAUUUUUGAACUGUCUACUUGCUUUAAUUUGCUUUAAUGAUGUUUUUUUUUUCUUUUAAUUUUUUUUUUAUUUGCUUCAUUCAAUAUUCGACAAACACGAAAUCGUUUUCUAUGGAUAUCUUAUUAGCUUUUACUCCACUUCUUUUUCUUUUUUUCAUUAGAAUAGACAGCACCCCUAAUCUCAUGUAGAAUAAAUAUUCGCACAAGCAUUGUCAGCCUUAUUUGAUAGAAGAAAGAAUGGUUACCCACUUACAAGGCUUGUGCAC
This is a messenger RNA of Lobosporangium transversale, 2706 nucleotides long. RefSeq lists its product as hypothetical. Bases 130 to 2442 code for a protein of 770 amino acids. The record is from RefSeq and is a predicted model, not a curated record. The transcript is spliced from 2 exons. NCBI's taxonomy places the organism in Eukaryota, Fungi, Mortierellomycota, Mortierellomycetes, Mortierellales, Mortierellaceae.